Molecule: messenger RNA, 1916 nt
Organism: Corticium candelabrum
Lineage: Eukaryota; Metazoa; Porifera; Homoscleromorpha; Homosclerophorida; Plakinidae
Exons: 7
Coding region: 1302-1844 (180 amino acids)
Biological process (GO): centrosome cycle; spindle assembly
Cellular component (GO): HAUS complex; cytosol
Source: RefSeq, a predicted model, not a curated record
ACACUACACACUUAAACGAGAGUGGUCGGCCUGAAGCUCCUCAUAGGCAUCAGGAUUGGUAAUUGCAACGAAGACAUGAGUCUAGCAGUAAGCACUUUCACUCAACACUGACACCAGCUCAUCAAACACACACAGAUAAAUAUGGUUCUGCGGACCCCAUUUUGUUUCAUCUGCGCAUGCAUAUCUUGGGCUUAUACUUGGGCAUGGGGUUUUUUGGGCUAAAAGUUCUGACCUGUUGCACAUGGGCAUAUAUGCGGGCAUGGGCGUUAUUUUGGUAUGGAUGUUAUUACGGGCGAAUACGGUAUGCUAACUUCAAGGUUAAUUACAAGUUCUUGUGUAGAGACAGCUGAUGAACGAUGAUAUUUCAGCAGCUGUCCAACUGCAAGCUAUGGAGCGUUCAUACUGUAACAUACUUGGCAUAAAGAGACUUGGCUAAGCAAAGACGACUUAGCCUAAGUUUCCUUUUGGUAAAGACCGUUCACACUGCACGCCUAGAGUCGACUUAGAACAGGCCAUGCACAUGGCAAAGCAUAUCUCUUCUGGUACUUUGCCAGGAAGUUCACUCAUCCUGCCACAAUUUUUAGUGCACUACCUUCACGUGAUCAUCUAGCAAAACAGACUAGCUAAGGCUGAACAUAAGUCACAUCGGGAAGUGCCCUAUCCUAAGGGAGAACAAAGAGACUUAAGUCAGUGUGAACGCAAACAGAUUAUGUCUACUUGGUUUAAGUAGGAGUAAAGGAGGCUUAGGCAUAUAUGUAGUUAUUCCGUUCUUCAUGCAAUUGCAGAGCUAUAAGCAACGGAUAUUUGAUUGCCUGAAUCUUAUAAUUGAACACAGGGUUCAGAUACCUACCUGUUGACAGCUGUGAUGGGAGCCUCCUGACUGUGUUCCUGACUUGUCUGUACAUGUAGCAAUGGUGGACUGGUUAGACAGAUAGCGAUGCACGUGCCCUGUUUGUUGCACAUACAUCAGCGAGACUGCUGUACAUGUGCUCGCUUUAGCCACGCAUUUCUGGACAAAUUCAACUACUUUUAACUGGUCUGUUAAUAAAGUCCCGUUUCUUACUAAGGCUCACAGCUGAAACUAGGUAUGGUAUGGUAUGGUCUAUAGACACACACAAAGUCCUAAUUUCAAAUGGCAUGGUAAAAUGGAAUCAUAUUACUAGAGUCUCAGUGAUUGAAGUCGAUCUUUACAUGCUAGAGGACCAAGACAGAUGUCCAGCUACGUUUGUACGUAAACCACUUUGUCUUCAGGACAGUACAUCAGUGAAGUUUUGGGAAGUAUUGGACUGUCAGUUGAUCAUAUGUCACAGUCUGGGACUGUGAGUAUUAGGACACUUGCAAAUACUGCUUUGUUGCUGAAGCUCAGAGACUGUAGAACUGUUAGUUACAUGUUUGCCCUUCAAGACGAGACAUACUCCAUAUUACAAGCAACAGAGACUGAAUUUGAACUCAAGCAUAAUCUUGAACAAAUUAACAGAAAUAUAGCAACUAUUUCAUCUCAAAAUGAUCGGCUGAAGAGUGCUACUGAUUCAGUCAAUGAGGAGAAAGUAGACGUACUUAAUUCUCUUUCAACUAAAGUUCAAGGUAAAGACUUUCUCUUCAGGAAGGCAGCUGAUUAUUCAAGGCUCCUACACGAGACAGAAUGUGAUCUAAAAGAACGUAGUGUGACUGAUGAUAUCAUGUACAGUCAGUUGGUGAAGCAGUACAUGGAAUUAAAUGAAUUGCAAGAAGAGCUGUUGCCUUUGACAGCACAACUUAAUGCCUAUCAUUCUUUACCUCCGGACAUCUCUCUUACAAGACUGAAAAUUGAGGAGUUGCGCCGUGAACUGGUCAGUUAUGAGUAGUUCUUUCAUUCAGUAGAACUGUAAUAUCUCUAUUGCACUUAUGGAUGCACAGAUAGGAGCAUUUACACACAC